AUGACAACACCGGACCAGUCGACCGCACCAAGAACAAUCCUCGCAGGACCUAUUUCUCCCAACUUACACUCCCAAUGCGCAUACCUCCUUCCCAUUCUCUCCCUCCUCGCCUCCGAAAAGCCCACUCUCCGAGUCCUCGACAUCGGCUCCGGCUCCGGUCACCUGACAAUCGAACUCGCGCUGUCCCUCCCUUCCGCCCAGAUAAUUGGAACGGACGCCUGCUCCGCCAUCCUCUCCUCCGCCCGGACUUUCGCCUCUUACGCCGGCGCGGACAACCUCACCUUCCAAACCGCGGACGCUCACUCACUCCCUUUCCCCGACAACUCAUUCGAUCUUAUCCAUACUCACCAAGCUCUCGCGCAUUUCCAUUCUCCUGUUGCCGCGAUCCGAGAAAUGCUCCGCGUCACCCGACCCGGCGGAAAGAUCUGCAUUCGCGAGGGAGAUCUGACGACCGCACGAUUCUGGCCGGAGGAUGAGGUGUUGAAGGAAUGUUUUGAUGUUAUUCGCGAAGUGCAUGGACGGGAUGGAGGAACGGUGGAUGCGGGAAUGAGGUUGGGCGGAUGGGUUAGGGAGGCGGGUGUGAGAGCGGGAAGGGUGGAGAGGAGUUGUAGUGCGGGGUGGGUGGAGACGGAGAGGGAGAGGAGGGAGUAUGGAGGGCAUUGGCCGGGACGGUGUGGUGGGGGAGUGUUUCGCGAGGCGGCGAUGGAGUUGGGUGUUGGCAGUUGUAGUGAUCGCUUGGAUGAGUAUGCUUUGGCUUGGAGGAGGUGGAUGGAGAAUCCAGAAGGAGCGUUUUCGAUGAUGCAUGGGGAAGUGAUUAUUUCGGUUUGA
Molecule: messenger RNA, 828 nt
Organism: Zymoseptoria tritici IPO323
Lineage: Eukaryota; Fungi; Ascomycota; Dothideomycetes; Mycosphaerellales; Mycosphaerellaceae
Exons: 2
Coding region: 1-828 (275 amino acids)
Molecular function (GO): methyltransferase activity
Source: RefSeq, a predicted model, not a curated record